UGAAAUGCCUCAAGUCCUGCUUUCCUCCUCGUCCGUUGUAUUCAAGGAUGUGUCCUCAGCUGGCCUGGUACUGGCUUCCUCGGCUUUUGCUUUCCAGAGUGUUCAAGCUAGCCUUGUUGCUGCAGAAAGGUUGGUUCUGCUAGAAAAGGCUGUGGACGAAUUAAAAAGAAAAGAGAAAAGUUUUCACGCUCGUGCUGAUGUUGAUGCUCGAACGAUCCAAAGUCUCCGUAGCGAUAGUUCGAUUUUGACAACUCAAAUCUCAACUUUAAAAAUCCGUAUUAAGUCGUUGGAAGCGUAUGGGAGGAAAAAGAAACAAGAGGUCA
Messenger RNA from Cuscuta europaea, 323 nucleotides. Lineage: Eukaryota; Viridiplantae; Streptophyta; Magnoliopsida; Solanales; Convolvulaceae. The record is from the annotation of a GenBank genome assembly.